Molecule: messenger RNA, 6225 nt
Organism: Psammomys obesus (fat sand rat)
Lineage: Eukaryota; Metazoa; Chordata; Mammalia; Rodentia; Muridae
Gene: Ap4e1
Product: adaptor related protein complex 4 subunit epsilon 1
Exons: 21
Coding region: 1-3399 (1132 amino acids)
Biological process (GO): receptor-mediated endocytosis; intracellular protein transport
Cellular component (GO): AP-4 adaptor complex; membrane coat
Molecular function (GO): cargo adaptor activity
Source: RefSeq, a predicted model, not a curated record
AUGAGCGACAUGGUGGAGAGGACGCUGACAGCCCUGCCGGGGCUCUUCCUGCAGAACCAGCUGGGAGGGCCUGCCGCCUCCAGAGCACCCUUCUUCUCCAGGCUGGGCGGCCUCAUCCGCGGCGUCACUGCCCUCUCGUCCAAGCACGAAGAAGAGAAAUUAAUCCAGCAGGAACUGAGUAGUCUGAAGGCAACUGUUUCUGCUCCUACUACAACACUGAAAAUGAUGAAGGAAUGUAUGGUGAGACUUAUAUAUUGUGAAAUGCUUGGAUAUGAUGCUUCUUUUGGUUAUAUACAUGCAAUCAAGUUGGCCCAACAAGGAAACCUCUUAGAAAAAAGAGUGGGUUAUUUGGCUGUUUCUUUAUUUCUACAUGAAAGUCAUGAACUUUUGCUUCUCCUUGUGAAUACAGUGGUGAAGGAUCUGCAGAGCACUAAUCUGGUAGAAGUGUGUAUGGCACUUACUGUUGUCAGCCAGAUUUUCCCUCGAGAAAUGAUCCCAGCUGUUCUUCCCCUAAUAGAAGAUAAACUUCAACAUUCUAAGGAGAUUAUACGAAGAAAAGCAGUUCUGGCAUUAUACAAAUUUUACCUCAUUGCCCCUAAUCAAGUACAGCAUAUCCAUACUAAAUUUCGGAAAGCACUCUGUGACAGAGAUGUUGGGGUCAUGGCUGCCUCUUUGCAUAUAUACCUUAGGAUGAUUAAGGAAAAUUCUUCUGGAUAUAAAGACCUGACUGAGAGUUUUGUAGCAAUUUUAAAGCAAGUGGUGGGAGGAAAGCUCCCAUUUGAGUUCAGUUACCACAAUGUGCCGGCACCGUGGUUACAGAUUCAGCUCUUGAGAAUACUGGGACUGCUGGGAAAAGAUGAUCAAAGGACAAGUGAAUUAAUGUAUGAUGUUCUUGAUGAAUCCUUACGAAGAGCCGAGUUAAAUCACAAUGUCACUUAUGCCAUUCUGUUUGAAUGUGUACACACAAUUUAUUCUAUUUAUCCUAAAUCAGAAUUACUUGAGAAGGCUGUCAAGUGCAUUGGAAAAUUUGUUCUGUCACCUAAAAUAAACCUCAAAUAUUUAGGACUGAAGGCUCUUACCUAUGUUAUCCAGCAGGAUCCUUCUCUGGCUCUUCAACACCAGAUAACCAUAAUUGAAUGCCUAGACCACCCUGAUCCCAUUAUUAAAAGAGAGACCCUGGAACUUCUUUACAGAAUUACAAAUGCACAGAAUGUAGUAGUUAUUGUACAGAAAAUGCUUGAAUAUUUACAUCAGAGCAAAGAAGAGUAUAUCAUCAUCAAUUUAGUUGGCAAAAUAGCUGAGUUGGCUGAGAAAUAUGCUCCUGACAAUGUGUGGUUUAUUCAGACAAUGAAUGCUGUGUUCUCAGUGGGAGGAGAUGUAAUGCACCCUGAUAUUCUCAGUAACUUCCUGAGACUGCUAGCUGAAGGUUUUGAUGAUGAAGUAGAAGAUCAACAAUUAAGACUCUAUGCAGUUCAGUCUUACCUUACUUUACUAGACAUGGAAAAUACUUUCUAUCCACAGAGAUUUCUUCAAGUUAUGAGUUGGGUGUUAGGAGAGUAUUCCUAUCUCCUAGAUGAAGAAAGUCCAGAGGAGAUUAUAACCAGACUCUACAAGUUACUUAUGAGUGACUUUGUUUCUUCAGAAACAAAAGCCUGGUUGAUUGCUGCAGUGACCAAGCUGAUGCCUCAAGCUCAUUCUUCUCAUAUAGUUGAGAAAUUAAUCCAAGAAUUCACUGUAUCCUUGAAUACAUGCCUGAGACAGCAUGCAUUUGAAUUGAAACAUCUGGGUGAAAAUGUAGAGCUUAUGAAGAGCUUGCUUCAAGGUACACAGAAUGGUGAAGACAUAAUGGCAGAUGCUUCUUUAUCUUUUCUGGAUGGUUUUGUGGCUGAAGGACUCAGUCAGGGAGCAGCCCCUUAUAAGCCCCAUCACCAGCGCCAAGAGGAGCAGCUCUCUCAGGAAAAAGUUCUCAAUUUUGAACCAUAUGGACUAUCCUUUUCUUCAUCUGGCUUCACUGGACGACAGUCUCCUGCAGGCAUUUCUCUGGACUCAGAUAUAUCUGGAAACAGUGCUGAAACAGGGCUGAAAGAGACAAGUAGCUUGAAGCUGGAAGGUAUAAAGAAAUUAUGGGGUAAAGAGGGCUAUCUCCCCAAGAAGGAGAGUGGAACUGGUGAUAAAAUGGAAGCCCUGCAUGUUCCUGCAGAGGGUGCAACAAUGGAGAAUGUAGAACAAGCCACAGCCAGAAAGGACCAAGCCCAAGGCCUUACCCAGUCUACAGAGGAGAAAGAAAAGCAGCUGUUAGCAUCAUCAUUAUUUGUUGGACUAGGACCAGAAAAUACAAUCAAUUUGUUGGGAAAAGCAGAUGUUGUGUCUCACAAGUUCAGGAGGAAAUCAAAAUUCAAGGUAGCCCAAAGUGACAAGACACCCCGUGCUUCUAACCAUACCUCCUCCACCCUUAGCGCUUUGUCCCAUGUGGCCGACGUCGAUGAUGUCGCUCUAAAUACUUUGGGUGGAGGAGAAACUGAACUUAGUUCAGAGCUUUUGGGUUCUGAGCCUGUUUCUGACUCAGAGCUGUCCUCAGUUGAAAAACUCUCAAGUAUCAGCUUGCCUGCACCUUCUUUGUUUGCUGAUAACAACAUGGACGUUUUUCACCCCCCUUCAUCAUCUGCAACUUCAACUGUCCAGGGAAUCAAUUUGGCUUCUUUGUUGGAAGAAAGCCAUGAGUGCAAACAUUCAAGUCUUGUGGAAGUCUGUAGUGAUGAAAACCUAUCAGUGUCUUCUUACAAAAUCUGGAAGGAUGAUGGUUUAUUGAUGAUCUGGUCAGUCACCACUAAGACUGAUUCAGAGUUGACAGAUGUUCAGUUAGAAAUUUCUCCUGUGGAAAAUUUCAAGAUCAUUGAGCAACCUGGAUCCUGUUUGCCUGUGAUGGAACCAGAAAGCACCAAAUCCUUCCAAUAUGGUGUGCAGAUGGAAAGCCCUUCUGUAGAGGGGACGCUCUCUGGUUUUAUAAAUUAUCAGAUAUUAGAUUCACAUUCUCUUCAAUUAGAAUUUUCCAUGAACUUAUCAUUGUUAGAUUUUAUCAGACCAUUAAAGAUCUCAACUGAAGACUUUGGCAAACUCUGGUUGUCCUUUGCAAAUGAUGUGAAGCAAACUAUAAAGAUAUCAGAGCCUCGAGUUGCUCUGGCCUCUGUUCUAAUGGAGCUGCAGCAGAAACUGAGACUCCAUGUGAUUGACAUCGUAGGCAAUGAAGGGCUUUUGGCCUGCAAGCUGCUUCCGUCCACGCCCUGCGUCUUGUACUGCCGAGUGCGUGCUGAUGCCGUAGCCCUGUGGUUCCGGUCCUCCUGCUCUGCUCUUUCAGACUAUUUAUCACGCCACUGUCAAAAGGUGAUGGAGGCGUCCUAGCAAAGUUCUGUUAAAUUUCACUUUUUCCAUAAAUGGUUUACAUUUAUAAACUAACCAAAGCAAAAAGAACUCAUGGUACUUCUGGUGAAAAUGGGGAUUAUUAAGUUUCUGUUUAUGUGCUUUCUUCUUGACUUGGUAAGAAUGAUCCCCAAGAAACUGUGUCACUAAUUUUUUUACUCAGGAUUGUACAGUGUGCUUGGGCACUCCCAAAAUGACCUAAACUAAUGUUAUAAAAAUGCUAAUGAUUUAUAUGUCACUUAAUGUGGAGGAACUGAAAAUAUUUAUUUUGUUAUAAAUGUUUUAUAGCAGGUUUAUUCUAGCAUUAACUGAUUUCUAGUAAAGCUGAGACUCAGGUCUCUGCUUUGAUGCAGAGACAUCACAAGAGACAAGACAUGAGAUUGACCAUCAUACACCUACAUUACACGUAGCUUUGGAAUGUGGAAUGUGUUGUAAGGAAAACUUGUGCUUUCAGUUAUGUUUUGCUCAGGUCAGUGUUAAACUGAGGUGGCCUAGCACAUACUAACUAACCAUUGUAGAAGAUCCAUGAGCAUGAUAGGUAUUAGGCAGGUUCAAUCUUGUGGGGUUUUUUUUCUUUUUAACAUGUUAUACUUCAGGUAAUUUGGCCAUAAAGUAUAUCAUUUGCUAUUAGAUUCUUUUAACAAUUAAAAUUUGUGACCAUAGAAUAAAUGACCAAUUGAUUUUUUUUUUUUCUGGCCCUAAAUCUACUAGUAUUCAGUGGAUGUAGCUAAGCAGUAACCAUGUAAAUAUAUCCUACAGGUACUUCAGUAAAAAUAUAUCAUUUUCAUGUUAUAUUUAUGCCUAUAGGGCCUCUGUUAGUAAAAGACGAGAUUAUGCCUAGUGUGUAUGAUGGGCCAAAAUCUUCAGAUUGUAUAUUAACUGAAAUAGUAUUUUAUAAAACUUAUGGUGCUGUGGGAAAUAUUUAUUUUACCCUUUUUGGUACUUCACCAUUGAAACUAUUCAGGUAAUACAACUUUUAAGUCAUUAUGUUAAUUAUUCUAGUUCACAGGACUGGUUAUCACCCAGGUCAGGCACUCUGGUUUUAGGUUAUCUCAUCAAUACUUGCUGAUAAAGAUGCUAAGAGGAGGCCAGGUGGUGGGGUGCACGUCUUUAACCCCAGCACUGGGGAGGCAGAGGCAGGCAGAUCUUUGAAUUUGAGGCCAGCCUGAUCUACAGAGUAGGUUCCAGGACAACCAGGGCUACACAGAGAAAAGAUGUUAAGAGGAUCCUACAGAGAUAGUAGAUCUGUUGUGCAUAGUUAGAACAAAACAAAAUAGUAUUUUUUCAAUUAAUUUUUAGGUUAUUCAUUUUUAAAUGUAGCAUUUUGUUAACUUGUCUCUUUUAAAAACAUGCAGUUAAACCUUGCUAAAAGGGCAAUAGGUGACUAGAAUUUCUUGUAUAUUGGGGUUUUCCCUUUGAGUAGAACACCACAUGCGUUAUCAGACUCAGAACUUUCAUGGUAAAGGGAUUCUGAAGCAGCCAGCUUCGUUAACUUCCUCUUUAUUGUUGCCUCUCAUCACAUCAGCCUUCCCUGCUCCUUACCCAGCCUCACUCUCACUUUAACAAGCAGUGCAACAUCUGGUAUAGGAGGUAUUCCUUUCUGUGUGUACUCCUCCAGCUGUUUCUGUGGUCAUUUGUGGAGCAGUGGAAGUAAAAUAUCUAAAAUCACAGUGGCAGCUGUCCCGAGAGAUCGUAGUGGCUUUAUAUUUUGUUUUGUUUUUUGUUUUCUUCCUCCUGAUUUGUUACAAGGUAUUAUGGGAGCAGUAGUAAUUGUCAUGGGACUUGAUUGGCCUACAACACUGUCUAAUAGUGCAUUUGUACAUGGUAGAUUUGGGUUUGAGGCAUAAUUUAAGAUCUGCCAAAUGGAAAAUAGUGUCACUUUUGUUCUUUCUGAACUCACUAAAUAAAAUGUAGGGUAACAGGGUUUGUAUGGAAAUGUUUGAUUGAAUGUUUACAAUGUUUAUUAUUUUUAAAACUAAUAUUGAAAAGAGUAGAUAUUUAAAAACUUUGGACCAGUAUAUAUUCUAUCUAAACUCAUUGAAUUAUGUUCUGAAUCAGGUAUCAUCAACCUUUUUGCAUUUUAGGGGAUAUGAUCAUAAAAUAGGGAGAAUUUUAGACCUAGUGUCUUUACUUUAUAAUCAAAAUUCAGCCAGUGAGGGUAACACUUGGGCAAAGGGUGGCUGUGUGUGCUGGGCCAGGGAUCUUUACUGAGGAUGGAACCACAGUGGGUGUGAGGCUGGGACAAACAAGGGUAGACAGGAAGAGCCUGAGAGCAGCUGAAAGGAAAUCCCAAUAAUCGUCCCCAGAAGGCCAGCAGAACCAGGGUGUGAAAGGAUCCUGUGUUAUUCUGCCGGGGAAACCUUAGGAGGAGCUGAGCAGUUAGUUGAUGUUCGUUUCUGAGAGCUAAUGUGCCAAGCUUUGCACAGCAAAGCAUAUGCUCUGCAGGUGAGUAUUAUUUAACAUUUUUCCAAAAUCUUCCAAAUCGAUUGUGUUAAUGUGCAGUAUUUUAUUUUCAUUUUACUGUUGGUUCUUUUACUUUCCGUGGAUAAACAUGGUUUUUGUCGCAUGGUAAGCCACUUGAAGUGCACUGAACCUAUUCGUGUGUCUAAGCUUUUUUCCUAUGUCAGAAUUUUAGGGAGAGAACAAUGCAAGUGAAUAGCAACUUAAUAUGAUUCACUUUUUUACUUUGUUUGGUGUUGAACUCUGUAAUUUGAAAAACUUCAAUUGAAUGUAUAAUAAAAACAUUAUGCUUUUUCGGGGUUUAUAUGUUCUUUAUAAUUUAAGUAGAUGAAAAUUAUUUAAUCAGCG